AUGAGCGGAGUACCUUGUGUUCAUGCUUAUGCAGUGAUAAAGCUACUUCAUGGUAGUGUUUAUGAAUUUGUCGAUCAUUGCUAUAAGCUGUCAGCCCAAGAGAAGAUAUAUGCAAGUAGUAUGAGGCCAAUUGCAACACAUGAUUGUCCUCAUCUCGAAGCUCUCACUGUUACGCAAAUGAUAACGGGAACAUUUUUACAGCCACCAAUUACUAAAAGACCCUCAGGGAGGCAAAAGAAAAGAAGGAUUGAAUCUCAAUUUCAAAGCAAAAAACUUUACCACUGUGGAAGAUGCCAUGAGCCAGGCCACACUGUGAAGACUUGCCAGAACCCCAAUCCAAGUUGA
Messenger RNA from Neltuma alba, 345 nucleotides. RefSeq lists its product as uncharacterized. The transcript has a single exon. NCBI's taxonomy places the organism in Eukaryota, Viridiplantae, Streptophyta, Magnoliopsida, Fabales, Fabaceae. The coding region runs from base 1 to 345 and encodes 114 amino acids. The record is from RefSeq and is a predicted model, not a curated record.